UUUGUCCGCAGAAAUGUGGUGCCGGUGGCGCCGAUCGUAUGAUAAAUCGCAUGUGUAUACACGCGACGGCGUGAGUUUCUGAAUACGGCCACGGGUUAGGGGAGACCGCGCGCAGUACUCGCCGAAGGACAGGGUGACGGGCGAAAUUCGCAGGUAUACAUCGCGUGAAAGACGCCUGAAACGCGACGCCGACGUGCGAGCACGCGUGGUCCUUAAAUUUUCAUUCAUCCGAGCGACAAUGACAAUGUGCUAACCAUCCUAACGAUUCGGAAGCCAUGGCGAACAUCGCGGCGCAGCGAAUCAAACGAGAAUUUAAAGAGGUUAUAAAGAGCGAGGAGAUAGCAAAAUGUGCGAUUAAAGUUGAAUUGGUCAACGAUAGUUUUACCGAAUUAAAGGGUGAGAUUGCUGGUCCACCAGACACACCAUAUGAAGGGGGUAAUUUUGUGCUUGAAAUUAAAGUUCCAGAGACAUAUCCAUUCAAUCCUCCUAAAGUACGUUUCAUAACAAAAAUAUGGCAUCCUAAUAUAUCUUCCGUCACUGGUGCCAUUUGUUUGGAUAUUUUAAAAGAUCAAUGGGCUGCUGCAAUGACUUUGCGUACGGUACUGCUGUCGUUACAAGCGUUAUUGUCUGCAGCGGAGCCGGAUGAUCCUCAAGAUGCUGUAGUUGCUAAGCAAUAUAAAGACCAUCCCGAAAUGUUUCGUCAAACUGCCACACAUUGGACAUUUGUAUAUGCUGGAGGACCGGCAAAAAUGCCUGAUUUAGAUGACAAGAUAAGAAGAUUAACAGAUAUGGGAAUCGAGGAACAUAAUGCAAGAGUUGCUUUGUCUUCAUAUAAUUGGGACUUGGAACGCGCCACUGAGCACUGCCUCUUCAGUUAGUGAUAACUAUAUAGCUAAUCUGUCACAUCCAAGUAUCACUCAUUUUGUCACUAAAAAUUUCCUUGUAAUAAUAUCAUGCUCGGAUAUUGAUAUCAUUAAUAAUUUUAAAAUUAAAAUUUCACUUUAAAUGACAAUAUCUGAAUGAUAAAGAAGUUAUCAGAAAAGUUAUUCACACACAAUAUCUACCAAUAGUCAUUUAUUUAAUUUGUAACAUAGGAAUGAGAGAGAAAUAAUUAAUAAAAAAUCCACUAGUAUUCAUCAAUUAGAUAAAUUUCAAACAUUUUGUGAACAAUGUAUUGUUUUAUAAUCAUUUAUUGAAAUUAUUGUUUAAACAGCAAAAUUUCUUUAAUGUUAAUACGAUGUAAAAUUCAAGUUAACGUAUUUUUAGUUGCGUGCUUUCUUUCUAUGCGUAAUUGUUCAAUAUGUAAUAAAUUUGAUAUAAAAAAACCAUGUUAUAUCUGUUAGUAUUGCAUACUAAAAUUUUUAUGGUUUUCUCAGCUUUUGAAAUCCUAUAUUAUAUUACAAAUUUUAAAAUUAUAUUAGCAACACACACACACGCACAUCACACAGAGGGUUUUUGGUACAAUCUGAUAUCAGAUUCAUGACGCUGAACAUAUUUCAAUCAUUUUAAUUGUGUAGUUAGAUGUUUUAAUUGCCAUUUCUAUAAUUUACAAUAUCUAUGCUUUAUGUCAGUGAUGCACAAAUUUUACUGAUAAAUUGCAUAUUUACAUUUACAAUCUUAAUGCAGAAUAUAUAUAACAAAAAUCCAUAUAUUU
This is a messenger RNA of Linepithema humile (Argentine ant), 1654 nucleotides long. It is a transcript of the gene Ubc4, whose product is annotated as ubiquitin conjugating enzyme 4. Gene Ontology annotation, molecular function: protein binding. The record is from RefSeq and is a predicted model, not a curated record. Lineage: Eukaryota; Metazoa; Arthropoda; Insecta; Hymenoptera; Formicidae.